This is a messenger RNA of Entrophospora candida, 2937 nucleotides long. The record is from the annotation of a GenBank genome assembly. Lineage: Eukaryota; Fungi; Glomeromycota; Glomeromycetes; Entrophosporales; Entrophosporaceae.
AUGGAAACGCCACCAAAUAAUAAUAAAAUUUCAUUGAAUUCAAAUCAUGACUACUUUACACCGUGUAAUAAUUCAUUAUUGCAUAAUAACAUUGAAAAAGAAUUUGACAAAGAAAUUAACAAGUUUCGAUCUGACGAAGAAUCUUUUAAUAACCGAACUAUCAAAAAUCUAAAUGAUAGUAGUAAUGAUGAUAAUGAUAAUAAUACAGAUUAUCUUAAUGAUUACUCUUCACUAGAUUAUAAUAUGAAUAUUGAUGAAAAUUUUAACUUGUCAAAUCAAUCAAAUUAUUAUCAAGAACAAUUAGAAACACCAUCACAAAUGCCGGAAUCAACAUCAAUGACCCCAAAACAAACAGGCUUACCAAUUUUACCAUUUGUUGCUACCGAUUCUCAUGCAUCAACUCCACCUUGGGUUUUAGAUACUUUUUCUAUGAGUUUAAAUAACGACAACGACAACAAUGACGAAGUUGAUGAAAAUGUUAUUUUUCAAUUGAGAAGUAAAAGCGAGAGUUCACGAACAACUAAUACGAAUACUAAUAACAUCAAUGCUGGGACUCUUACCAUCAACACUAGUACAAAUGACGUAGAGACUGAUAUCGAGGACGGAGAAACUGAAAAGAUUAUGAUGGCAAUAAGUUAUAGGUAUCAUAAGCUUGGUUGUGCUUAUUACAAUGAUGCUGCAUCGAAAUUAUAUUUAAUGGAAGAUAUGGAUGAAUCUCCACCAUAUGAUUUAGUGAAUUUAUUACGAUAUCAAAUUUUACCAUCAGCAAUUAUUGUCAGCUCUCGUGCAGAUGAAGUACUUGUUGAUUUAUUAAAAUCUAAAGAUGAUUCAAUUCCAAUCGAGCCAAUCGUUGAAAUUCGUCCAAGUUCCGAAUUCAUAUAUUCAUCCGCUAGAACCAAAUUGUAUAAUAGUUGUUUAAAUACUAAAACAUUUGAGAAUAAUAUAUAUGGUGAAUCAUAUAAACAUGAAACGUAUCUUAAAUUAUCUAGUAUUAUUGAUAUGGAAAGCGUCGAAUCAGUUUGUUGUGCUGGUGCAUUGAUUACUUAUAUUUCAAAAUCUAAAAUUACUGAUGUUGCAACGACUAAUAUUUCUAUCAAGAUUUUCGAAGAUGAAGCACAUCCAAAUAUGCAUAUGCGAUCACAUACAAAGGAAGGGUUAUCGUUAUUUGGAAUAAUGAAUUGUACUCGUACUACGCUUGGUAAACGUCUUUUAAAACAAUGGUUUCUUCGUCCUACACUCGAUAUAUCAAUUAUCCACGAGAGACAACAUACAAUUGAAUGUUUUAUAAAACCAGAUAAUUUGAAAGCUUCGUCUUUGUUGACAAAGUGUCUCAAACAUAUUAAAAACAUUGAAAGAAUAGUUCAAAAUAUUAAAGGAAAAUUAAGUGUUAAAGAUUGGCAAUCUUUAUUACAGUUUGCUUUUUAUUGUUUGAAAAUCCGUAACUUAAUAAAAGAAUUUCAUUACGAAGAACCAUUACAAAUUUUUAAAAGGAUUGAAGAAACAUUCUCCAUAACAAAUUUCAAAACUUUCGGAUCUCUUAUCAAUGAUAUGAUUGAUUUUGAUGGAAGUGUCAAAGAAAAUCGAAUUGUGAUAAAGCCUUACAUUGACGAGGAUUUGGAUGAAAUGAAACGAGUUUAUGAUGGACUAGACGAUUUCUUGUCUGAAGUCGCUAAUGAAAUAAGCACAACAAUUCCCAACGAAAUUACUACUUCAUUGAAUGUGAUCUAUUAUCCUCAACUUGGAUAUUUGAUUGCUGUCCCGUUAAAACUAGAAUGGAAAGAUGAAAAGGAUUUUGAAUUUGAUGGAUUAUAUUUUCAAUUUAAUACUUCUACAACUGUAUAUUACAAAAACGACAGAAUGAAAGGUGAUAUUCAUGGGUUAAUAGUUGAUAAAGAAAUAGAAAUUAUUCAGAAGCUUCAAGAUCGUAUUUUACAAUAUGUUAAUUUGUUGUUAAAUGCAAGUGUUUUAUGUUCAGAACUUGAUUGUCUUCUUUGUUUAGCAGAGUCAGCAAGACGUUACAGGCAUCCUUUACAAGAACUUUGUGUUGAAGUUUUCGUAGCAAACGAUACAUUUAUUGAGGGCGGUCACGGGACUUUAAUUGAUGACGACUAUCAAGAUACAACGAUGACGAAUAUGAAUACGAAUGGUCUAUAUGAAUCUUCUAAACCUAAUAAUAAUAGUGUUAUAUUACUUAGCGGUGCAAAUUUUUCUGGUAAAAGUGUUUAUUUAAAACAAGUUGCUUUAAUCACUUAUAUGGCUCAUAUUGGAAGCUUCGUGCCGGCAGAAUCUGCUAUAAUUGGAUUAACGGAUAAAAUUUUUACUAGAAUACAAACUCGAGAAACAAUAUCAAAGAUUCAAAGCGCUUUUAUGAUUGAUCUUCAACAAAUUUCAUUUGCUCUUCGAAAUUCAACUUCAAAAUCAUUAUUAAUAAUCGACGAAUUUGGAAAAGGAACUGGUUCCACUGCUGGAUUAUUUUGUGGUGUAAUUGAACAUUUAUUGAAACGUGGUCAUAAUUGCCCAAAAGUUAUUGCUGCAACACAUUUCCAUGAAAUCUUUGAAAAUGAUCUUCUAUCAGCAUCUCUUCCAAUUACAUUAGCAACAAUGGAAAUUUUUAAAGAUGAUCGUGACGAAGAAUUAACUUUCUUGUAUCGUCUUGUUCAAGGUCGUAGCACUUCGUCUUGGGGUACAUUUUGUGCCGCUAUUUCAGGAGUUCCACUUCAUUGUAAGUAUGUUUAUUUACAACAACCUAUAGCAAAGUAUCUUUCGCAAUUAUUUUCACGUUACGAAUCAAUUCCACCACCUUUUGGUGAUCAUAUAGAACAACGUUCCUAUACCAAAUAUGAACAAGUUGCUAGAAAAUUCUUGCAGUUGGAUCUAAAACAUCCAGAAGUCGAUUUUAAUGAUUUUUUAGAUUGGAUCAGCAGAGAAUGUGUUUAA